UUGUGCAGCAGCAGAGUCUCGAACCGAACUACCGUUGAACAUGCCCUUAAAAGGCCUCAAGCUGCAGCCGAGCUGCCACAGCAUCUCCUUAGAAUUAACCCAUCUCUAAAUCACACACUCUGACCUCUAAACCACGUGUGUUCAUGUUCUUCCUUUGGUUUGGGGAGCUUUGUGGAUUUUACCACUGUUGAACUUCCUUUUUCUUUCUAACUUCAUGAUCACCAGCUUCGUCGUUAGUUGAUGAAGAAACCAGCCAGACACUGAUUGGAUGAAUCUCUGGAAGACAAAGCUGUAGUGAUGCUGUCAGAUCACAGAUCCAGGUCUGUCUACCGGAGAAUGAACACUGACCGCAAAGACAGACCGUCUGUGCUCUCAAACACCGUCUGUACUUCAGCCAUCAGCUCAGCAGACCUGCACAGAGAUGUUGAUCCGGUGGUGUUUGCCAUUAGCAGAGGGGAUUUGGAGGCCGUUAUUAAUCUGACAGCAUCUGCUCCUCACAGCCUGCAGAAGGAGAACAAAGAUGGGUGGAUACCUCUGCACCACGCCGCCUUCUGUGGGCAGACGGAGUGCGUGAAGGCUCUUCUGAAGGCCCAUCCAGGUUCAGUAGACAAGCGCACCCUGCAGGAACACACGGCUUUGCUCAUCGCUGUUUCUCAUCAACACCUCCCGUGCGUGCGAUGCCUCCUGCAGGCGGGAGCCGACCCUGAUAUCAGCAGCAAGGAUAAAGAAACACCUUUAUACAAAGCAUGCAAGCUGGAAAACGUGGACAUGGUGAGGCUCAUUCUUUCAUAUGGGCCCACUGUGACCCAGCGGUGUGGCCGAAGCUGGACAGCCUUCCACGAGGCAGUAUCCAAGAACAACACUGAGAUCUGUGAGAUGCUGCUCGGGGCCGGGGCCGCCAUCAAUCCACCCAACACCUACAGCGUCGCCCCACUCAUUGUAGCCGCUCAGCAAGGACAGAUGAGGGUGCUGUGUUACCUUAUUGAUAAAGGGGCUAAUGUGAAUAUGCAGACGUGUGAUGGUGCGACAGCGCUGCACGAGGCCAGUAAAUAUGGCCACAAGGAAAUUGUGAACAUUCUGCUGUCUAAAAAUGCAGAUGCUAACAAGCCCACAAACUCUGGAUUGCUGCCUCUGCAUACUGCUGCCAAACAGGGACACCACGAGAUCGUGUCGCUGCUCAUCUCAGUAACGAGCCGAGCCAGGCUUCGCCACGUUUGGAUCAGCCCUCUCCACCUGGCGGCCGAGCACAACAGACACGGCGUGGCGGCUGUGCUGCUGAAGGCAGGUGCUGAUGUCAAUGCCACGCUGGCUCCCAGUCACUCCAAGCAGUACGCUGAUCAGCGCUCCACUUCCCUCUACUUUGCCGUCACUAACGGCAGCACAGAGACAGUAGAGGUUUUGGUGAACGCAGGCGCCAGUCUGAGUCUGGACCCAGUCAGUCCUUUACUGGCAGCUGUGCGGCGGGGCUGUGCCCACACUGUGUCCUUGCUGCUGGACAGAGGAGCCGAUGUCCUCGCCAGAAUUCCAUCGUAUCCCACAACAUUCCCUGCUGUUAUUGCACUUUGUCUGAAUAAUCUACCUCUGCUCAAACUGCUUUUGGACAAUGGUUGCGACCCCCUUUCCUGUUUUGCCUGCACAUUUGGCAGCUCCCCUCAUCCAGCCCGUGGACAUGUUUUGCAGAACAGCGGUGUGGUUUCUUUAAGCUGCACUGAGCCACCAGAAAAGGCAAUACAAUUCUGUGAAUGGAUUUCUGCACCGGAGGUGUGUAACACGGCCGGGCCCAUCGUAGAUUUGCUGCUCCAGUAUGUUGGUCCCGUUCAGUUGUGCAACCAACUCAUCGAGCUACUGGACAGCCGAGAAGAUUGGAUCACUGUUAAGAGGAAGUUGCUGUCACCUCCUCCACUGCUCCACCUCUGCCGAAUAAGGAUUCGAACUCACAUAGGAAGAGAUAGACUGAAGUCUCUCAGGAGCCUUCCUCUGCCGGACAGACUGAUCAGAUACCUGAGCCUGAUUACCUGACUCUCAAAUAAUCUGAAAGUGAUCCAGGAACAGUACCAGAGACACGGACACACGUAUUUUUGUGGUUCCUUUUCAUAUUUUUGAUGCAUCUGCAGAUAGUCUCAUUAGAGCAAUUCAGAAUGUCUAUUUAUAAGUGAUGUGAUGUGACAAGGAGUGUGAGCGUGUUUUGUACUUUAAGAGAAAUGAGAGAAGAUAUCCUGAGGGAAAAGGAGGAGUUCUUGAGGGAAAUCGAAUCAUUUCAUUUAUUUAAAAAUAAAAGCCAUUGUUCCAAA
Messenger RNA from Thalassophryne amazonica, 2291 nucleotides. Its product is annotated as ankyrin repeat and SOCS box protein 2-like. The record is from RefSeq and is a predicted model, not a curated record. The transcript has 8 exons. Bases 298 to 2019 code for a protein of 573 amino acids. Gene Ontology annotation, biological process: intracellular signal transduction. NCBI's taxonomy places the organism in Eukaryota, Metazoa, Chordata, Actinopteri, Batrachoidiformes, Batrachoididae. Gene Ontology annotation, molecular function: protein binding.